This is a messenger RNA of Epinephelus lanceolatus (giant grouper), 5236 nucleotides long. RefSeq names its product semaphorin-3D. Gene Ontology annotation, molecular function: semaphorin receptor binding; chemorepellent activity. NCBI's taxonomy places the organism in Eukaryota, Metazoa, Chordata, Actinopteri, Perciformes, Serranidae. Gene Ontology annotation, cellular component: plasma membrane. The record is from RefSeq and is a predicted model, not a curated record. Gene Ontology annotation, biological process: axon guidance; semaphorin-plexin signaling pathway; positive regulation of cell migration.
GUGUGACUGCAGGAGGAGGCUGCAGGAGGAGGCUGCAGGAGUGUCUCAGCUCAGCCCACAUGUGUCCACUUUGUUUAUAACGUGUGGAGCCAGCAGGUGAGCCGACACUGCGCCAUCACGGCCACGAUCCGUCCUGCUUUAUCAGCUGAAGUGGAAUAACUGAGAAACCCACAAGAUCCAGACUCAAACUUCUGCUCGCCGGCUGCAGCGCUGAGUGUGAUGUGACCAGCUGGUCCAACCUCCUUCCAUCUUUCUCUCCACAUCAGUGAAGAUCAGUCAGAGAUGACAGCGAUCGCUGCUGCAGUCCUGCAGGCAGCAGGAGGACUCAGAGCCGGAGGGGUGAAGUCUCUUCAGAUCCUGAUGCUGUGUCUUCUCCCUCUGCUGUGGCUGCAGCCUGCAGACUCCAGCGCUGCUCCAGGGGCCACAGCCUGGAGGCAAACCGGGCCACGGCUGCAGCUCUCCCACUCAGAUCUGAGGAACGGUUCGGCUGUGUUCUGGAAGGGCGGAGUCAGCGGUGGAUACCAGGCCCUGUUACUGGACGAGGAUCAGGGAUGGCUGCUGGUCGGAGGGAAAGACCACAUCUACCUGCUGAGGCCUGACAGCCUGGAUCUGCCCACACAUACUAUCCACUGGCCUGCUGCCAGAGAACAUGUGGAACACUGCAGGCUGGCAGGGAAAAGUCUGGAGACAGAGUGUGCCAACUUCGUGCGGCUGCUGCAGCCUUUCAAUAAGACCCAUGUUUAUGCUUGUGGUACCGGCGCCUUCCAUCCGCAGUGCACAUACCUGCACAUUGGACACAACACAGAGGAGCCGUUGUUCAUGCUGUCUCACACAGUCGAGUCAGGCAGAGGAAAAUGUCCUUUCAGUCCCAGGGAGCCCUUCACUGCUCGGCUGACUGAUGGUGAGCUUUAUGCAGGUACCUCAGUAGAUUUCAUGGGAGCCAACGCUGCGAUCUUCCGUACGUCCAUCCAGGGCAGCAGUCAACGUUACAUCCGGACCGAAGCGUAUGAUCACAACUGGCUCAAUGAGCCGGAGUUUGUUGGCUCCUUCUCCAUCCCUGACACUCACAGUCCGGACGACGACAAGGUCUACUUCUUCUUCAAGGAGCGGGCGGUGGAGGCCGGACAGUGGGACAAGAGUGUGUACAGCCGCGUGGCUCGAGUCUGCAAGAAUGACGUGGGCGGGAAGAGGAGUCUGAUCAACCGCUGGACCACCUUCCUCAAAGCCAGGCUGGUGUGUUCUGUCCCCGGCCCGUCUGGAGUCGACACGCAGUUCGACGAGCUCGAGGACAUCUUUGUUCUGGAGACCAAUGACCCUCAAAACCCGACCAUCUACGGUGUCUUCAGUACGUCCAGCUCUAUAUUCCGUGGUUCAGCAGUGUGUGUGUUCUCCAUGGCAUCUAUCCGAGCUGCUUUCAACGGGCCGUUUGCCCAUAAAGAAGGUCCUGACUAUCGCUGGGUGGAGUACAAGGGCCGCAUCCCCUACCCGAGACCUGGCACUUGUCCCAGCGAGACGUACGACGCUCUCCACAAGUCCACCAAAGACUUCCCAGACGAGGUGGUGAGCUUCAUGCGGCAGCACCAGCUGAUGUGGGAGCCCGUCCUGCCUCUGGGCGGCAGACCCAUCUUGACCCAGGUCAACAGGCCCUACAUGUUAAAGAGGGUCGUAGUAGACAGGGUGGACGCCGAGGACGGACCUUACGAUGUCUUACACCUGGGCACAGAUGAUGGGAAGGUGGUGAAGGCAGUGUCAGUCAUCAAAGACAACUGGGACACAGAGGAGAUCAUUCUGGAGGAGCUGACGGUGUUCCAGAGUCCCACUCCCAUCCUGAGCAUGGAGCUGUCAACCAAGAGACAACAGCUGUAUGUGUCCAGUGAGCUCGGCGUGGUCCAGCUGGGGCUCCAGAGGUGUGAGUUAUAUGGGACAGACUGCGCUGAGUGCUGCUUGGCCAGAGACCCCUACUGCUCCUGGGACGGUCAGACCUGCUCCAGAUACUUCCCCACCAGCAAGAGGCGGGCGCGGAGACAGGAUAUAAAGUAUGGAGACCCCUGGAGUCAGUGCCCGGUCACAGAGGACGAUUCGGACUCUGUGGAGGUGAGGUUGGUGUACGGUGUGGAGGGAAACUCAACCUUCCUGGAGUGUGUUCCUCGGUCGCCGCUGGCUGAGCUCAGGUGGACGGUGCAGCACACAGAGAGCCAGCAGCAGACUCUCAGUCAGACGCAGGACAGCAGAGAGCUCCCUCAAGGAGACGAUGACCGCCACCUCCACAUGAAGCGAGGGUUGUUGGUUCAGCACCUGGAGCUGGCUGACACAGGCCUCUACACCUGCACCAGCCACGAGCACUCCUACAGCCAGGUCCUGACCCGAUACCGCAUUCACAUCAUCCCCAACCACAGCCUCCACCCGACCCGUCACCAGCACAACCACAGCCCAAACCACCCGAGCCCGGUCGUCCUCGGGAGGAUCGGCUCCACCGGGGUAGCCGGGUUUCUCGGCCAGUCGGGGCUCCUUCACCCACCACCUCCACCUGCUGGUCACAGGAACUCGUGGCUGUCCCAGCAUCCUCAGCAGCUUCCUCUCAAGAGCUACAAAGACCUGCACAUGGUGGGGACCAACAGUCUGAGUGUGGACGAGUACUGUGAGCAGCUGUGGUACCGCGAGAAACGCCGGCAGCAGAAACUCCGAGCUCUGAAGCUGAAACAGGAGAGCAGGAAAGCCCGGGUGAGGAGGAACAACCCUCCUGAGAUUCCCCUCUAGUCACCUGGAGAACUCAGAGACUGCUCAUGGACAACAGAUCCUGGACACGCAGAGGACAUGGAGAGGUUUCAUCAACAGUGUUUGCUUUUUGAGCAAAUAAGCUGGUAAAGUGACACCAACUGUAUCUGCCAUUAAAGACUGACAGUAAUUUUGACCUUUAGACAAAAAAAUGGAUGUGUAGGAAAAAAGAAAAUACAUAUUAGCAUUAUUCAUUACUGUUUGGGACAGUUGGCUCCAAGCUUCAGCUAAAAUUGGAAAUGUUAUUAUAUUAUGUUUGGAUGAUAAAUCAGCUUGUGACACACCUCACAGCCACACCUGUGCCAAGUAUAAUCUGUGUAUAACACACUGAGGCAUGUGUAUUUGAUGCUGACACUUUACAAGACAAUACACAGGUUUCUCUGUUAAAUCAGAUCCUAGUUUUUGUUUAGAUUUUAGAUUUUGUUCAAACCUUGUACAUGCUGUUUGAGGCCAAAAAAUGAUUGAGUGAAAGCUGAACUAGCGCUAUGCUCAAUUUCUGUCAAAUAUUUUGGAAGAAUUUUGAGAAGCUUGUAACUUUUCACACAGGUGAUCAUGAUCUUAGGGUUGAAUGGUAAAUGGACGUGCAUUAUAGCGCCUUUCUAGUCUUUGGACUGCCAUACUAUGUGCCACCUGUUACUCAGUUAAACAUUCACACACACUCACACAUUGAUGGCACAGCUAUCUGGAACAUUUUGGGGUUCAGUGUCUUUGACAUGUGAACUGGAGGAGCCAGGUAUUAAACAACGACCCAUUCGACUUCCUGAGCCUCAGCCACCCCAUGAGUCAAGUCCACAUUGCCACUUUGGUAUCUCAAACAGACAAUUAAUUUCAACCUCUGCUCGCAUAUUUGCCAAUUAUCAGAUUCUGUUCAUGUUAGAGCCCCUGAAAUUUGGUAUAACAUCAAUUAGAUAUUAUAUUUUAGCUGCAGGUAAAGAAAACAUCCAUGUGUAUACUUUGGGGGACUGUCCAAACCAUCCAUUUAGCACUUUUCUUUCCAUUUUCAAGGGCCAGAAACUAAAGAUAUGACACCUGCUAGUUCCUUGCAAUCAUUUAUAUCUGUUAUAUCCUACCAAACUGCAUGGCUCCCACGUGGUGUGAAAAGCAGCUGGCCCCAAAGUGUCUUGCCCCAUUUAAAAAAGUUUGUUCCUGUAUUCACUGUGUCCUUAUCCAGCUGGGUUUUUUUAUGUUAAUAUCUUGAGUAAUGAUCUCAACUUUAAAAACAGCAUUUAGUUUUCCUCACAGAAAUGAAUGAAAUGCUUCGACGCAGGUUUACUGUAUAGUUUUUAAACAACUUUUCUUACACCCCUUAAAAUCAAGACUCCCCGGUGAAGCUUUUGCGAUCCCUGGUGGGAUCCCAGGUUGGGAACUGGGUCAUGAGAUAUUGAACCCUAAAAAGGGGGGUGAAAAUAACAACAUCGCACAUAAAGUUUGAACAAAAUCUAAAAUGUGAACAACCACCUCUCUGAUUUGACGCAGAAUACUGUAUCGUCUGUCCAUCUAAACAGAAACAAUUAUCUGAUCAUAUCUCUCUUUACAUAAUGUCAGCUUAUUAACUGUCAAGUACAAGCUACCAUUUGUUAUGGCUCCUCUUUGUAGCUAUUAGCCUAGCAUUGCCAAAAACAGUUUGAGCUAAGUGAUCUGCGUUUAAAGUUACUUCUUCUAGUGUUAGUGAGACUAGUGGGCUAAUGUAGGAAACCUUAUCAGACUAUUUACUUUUACUUUAAUUCUAUAAACAUACAGAUAUCUCCACUUCAACAAUUAUUUUUCUUUUAUGUCCCAUUUUCUGUUCAAUAUAUCUAUUUAGACUUCCUGUACAACCAGCUCUGCAGUGCGUCUGCGGAAUAACACCGCUGACAGCUGACAUGACAUUUACUGCAAAACUGCAAAUUCUUCAUAACAAACUGACACACUGGUGAAAGUGUAUGAGGAUCUCACACACAAUGCAGACAGAAAUAUGUUCACUUUAUAUUCCGUAUAAAUGAAUGACAGAAGACUAAACAAGAAAAGUGUUUGCCCGAUUUACUGCUACACAUUUAACUGUAUUUAAACAUUUAAUGUUUCUACAUGUAUUUAUGUUUGUUCUGAGACGUAAUGUUGAUCUUCUUCAUACACACCUAAUGGAAUGAAUAUGGGCCUUGGUGGAAACGCACACAUGAAAUGGACCUUGCUUGAAAAUACGUAAUGUAUAGCUUAUUAAUUCUGCCUUGUAACUAAUAAUUAUUAUUCACAUUAAUGUAUAUUAAAGAACUCUAUUUUUGAUAGUUUUCUUUCUUUGUAUUCUAGAAUUAGAACAGUGUCUUGGUGUUGAUAUAAACUUGUGUGUUUCUCAAAAGCAAAAUUAAAACUUUUUUUAACUUCACAGCUCUAAUAAGCUUUAAGAUCAAGACAUGAAACUGGUAUGUUGCUGUAUGUGAAUAAGUCACACAAUGUUGUAAAAUAAAAACAUUAAAACAAUCAAGAA